Messenger RNA from Rotaria sp. Silwood1, 7863 nucleotides. The record is from the annotation of a GenBank genome assembly. NCBI's taxonomy places the organism in Eukaryota, Metazoa, Rotifera, Eurotatoria, Philodinida, Philodinidae.
AUGGAUGAACGACAUUGGUGGAUUGCAUCAAAAGUUGAACAAACAUUUGGUAUUGAUAAAACUUCAACCGUUGAUGCAUCAUUUACGGAAGCAUUUUUUCGUCGAACUGAUGUGCUUGAUAAAAUGAAUAGUUUUUUAUUUGCAAAAGGUUCAAAUAAAUUAUUUUUUUAUACAACACGUGAUCGUCUUGCUUCGAAAGAUAUAAUAUGUUGUCAAACUAUUGUUGAUGAAUAUGCUCUUGUUAAUGAACAAUUGGAUAAUAUUAUUUUAUUAUAUUUUAUUCGUUCGGAUACAAGUUCCGAUGCAACUAUUCCACCUGCAUCAGAUAUUUAUUGUGGAGAAAUAAAGCAUCCAGCACAGAUGACAUCAUUACUUUAUUCACAUACAUUAUUACCAUUGUUUAAGAAAGAAUUAACACCUAAUUCAAAUGAUAGUCAUAAUCAAGCAACGACAAAAGCAGCUAUUGCAGCCCAAAUGGAAAGACAUAUUGAUGGUAUUAGUGCAACAUGUCAUUCUUUACAAAAAGAUAAGAAUUUACUAUUAAAACGAGUUGAUGCUGAUAUGAUAAGUCAAUUAAAACAAAGUGCACGGUCAACUGCUGAUAGUCCUGUUAUUCGUAAUUGUGAAUCAUUAGUCUUAUCAUGGAUUUCAACAAUUGAAAAUGUUCUUCAAGAUAUAUUCGGUGAAGAUUCAAUGCAUCCAUCACUUGGUCCAUUAAGUGAAAUCGAUCGAUGGACACGUAAACAACGUUUAAUUAAUAAUUUACUUGAACAAUUAAAAUCUAAAGAAUGUAAAGCAGUUAUAGGUGCAUUAAUUACAUCAAAAUCAAAAGUUAUUCGAAAAUGGAAAGCGAUUGAUGUUUCUAUAACUGAAGCACAAAAUGAAUGUCGUGAUAAAACAAAAUUUCUUGAAUCUAUUCGUCGUUAUUUAGAAAAUUUAACUGAAGAUGCACAUCCACAAAAUUGUGCUGUUAAUAUUUUACCUGCUCUAUGUGAUGCUAUGAGAACUGUUGAAUCAGUAUCAAGAUAUUAUGCUAGACAAGGUUAUUUAGGCUUAAUAUUUGCAAAAGUUACUAAUCAAUUAGUUAAAAUUUGUAAACAUCAUAUUGGUGAUGAUUUAACACAACUUUGGCCAAAACUUUUCAAUGAAAUUCUAUAUGGAGGAUUAAUUGAUGAUAUUAAAGAAAAUUUUCAUCUUGAUAAACGAGAUGUAAAACGUUUUCGUGAAGUUCCAAAAGGAUCAAUACCAUUAGAAACAAAUUCAAUUAAUGAAAGUACAUUUCAACGUUUAAAAAAUUGUCUUCUUUUACAGGCAUCUUACAAAGAAAUAUUUCGUACUUUACGAGAUGCACUUGGUGGUUCACAAAUGUUAGCUAAUACAGCUUUUUCAGCAACAUCAUCAUCAACAUUAAGUGGAACAACGAGUGCUAAUCCACAUGAUCAAAGUCAUUCAAGAUAUCAAAUUAGACAUUCAAGUGGAAUUUCAAUGUCACAAGAUGAAAAAAUUUUUCAACAUUUCGAUGAAUUUUGUCGUCGAGUUGAACAAAUGCUUGAUAUGACAGUUAUACUCAAUCAAUUUUCACAACUUAUCACUACAACUGUUCGAUUACCUAAACCAAAACGAACAGAUUUAAUCGAAGCAGAAAAUAUUGCUAAUCGUACAGAUACUCGCAAGCGUGAAGACAAAGAAGAAGAAGAAGAAGAAGGAGAAGGAGAAGGAGAAGAAAGAAAUGAUCAUAAUAAUGCUGAGAAUGCUUCAGAUGAAGGUAUUGAUGAUGCAGGUAGUGAUGCAGGUACGACAACAAAUGAUUAUCUCAUUUCAACUGUAUCAAAAAGUGAUCUUGAAUUGAUGAAAAAACAUUGUGAUAGUGAUAAUGAUUCUUUAUCAUUAAGUGGAUUUAUUGCUAAUGGUAUUGAACAACUUAAAUCAAUUUUAACAAAUAAUAAUAAUAAUCAAUCAAAUGAAGAUGAAAAAAUAAAAUUUGAUUUAAUUCAUAAACAAUUUACUUCAUUAACACGUGAACUUGAACAAUUUAUUGGUGCUUAUAUUAAUGUGAUGUUUUCAAAAACAAAACGUACAUAUGAAGGUUUAUCUAUUUUAGCAAGUUUUGAACCUGUUUGUGAACGAAAUUAUCUUCGUUCAAUUCUUCGUGAUGCUUAUGUUAAUUUAUUUCUUAAUUUUGAGAAUGAUUUAUUAGAUAUUCGAACAACAUUUGAAGCACAUAAAGAUGAUCCACCAUUACCUCGAAAUGCUCCACCUGUACCAGGUGCUAUUGCUUGGUCACGCACAUUAUUAACAAAAAUUGAACAAGCAAUGGAUGUAUUUAAAUUAAAUCGACAUAUUGUUACAUUAGGAAAUUUUCCAUUAAUAUCAAAACUUUAUAAUCGUACAGCUAAAGCAUUACUUGUCUAUGAACAAUUAUUAUUAGGACGAUGGAAAGAAAAAAUUGAUGCAUGGAAAGAUCAUUUAAAUGCUAAUCUAUUAUGUUUAGUUAAUGAUCCUGAAGAAAAUAAUAAACGAAUAGAAAUUAAUUCAAAUAUUGAAUUAUUUUCUAUAUUUGAUGAAGUUAAAUGGUUUAAACGACUUGAUGUAGAUAUUCCUAAAGCAGCACUUAUCUGCAUGCAAAAGCUGCGUUCAGGCUACCAACAUGUUACAGAAUUUUGGUCUAAAAAAGAUGAUUCAAUAUUACCUGAAGAAGAAAGAAAAUGGCUUAUGGAUGAUGAAGCAGAUGAAUAUGAAGAAAAUUUUAAACGAAUGAAAGAAGAAUCAUUAAGAUCUCGUCAAGUUAAAAUGCAAGAAGAAUAUGAAGAAUCAUUACGUGAAGUUGAUAAAUGGCGUGAUCGAUUAGCAUCUAAACGUAAAGAAGUUGAACUUUGGAUGAAUAAAGUUGAUAAAUCAUGUAUUGAAAGAAUACGUGCUUUUCAAACACCACCUGUACUUAUUGGACAAAUUAUGGAAAUGAUUUUAACAUUAAUUGGUCGAAAACCUGCUGUUAGAGCAGAAGUGAAAGAUCAAGAAAAAGAGAGAGGACCUGGAAGAAUGCAAGCUGAACGUCUUGAUCGUAAUCAAUGGAAACAAUAUACAGCAUUAAUGGCUGAUUCAGGUAGAUUUGUUGAUAUGUUACAUGGAGUCAAUUGGCAAGAUGGACUUAAUCUUGAUGUUGCUAAUGCUGUGGAAUCAUAUAUUGCAAAAGGUCGUGAUGGAAUAUCUGAAGGAAUUUCAGGUGAAGGUUUUCUAUUAGAAAAUGCAAAAAAUUUUCAUGUUCCUGCUAUACGUGGUGCUGGUUCACAAGAAAAUCGUAUUACUUUAGCUGCUGCUCGUUAUGCAUCUGAAGAAGCAGCAGCACUUGUUCAUUAUGUUAUUGCUCUUAUUGAAUAUACAAAAUUAUGUCAACCAUUACGUUUAGCUAAACAAAAAGUUGAAAAACUUAAACAAGAUUUACUAGAAGCUGAACAAAAACAAAUGGAAAAAGAAAAUGAAAUUCAACGUUUAAAAGUGAUGGAAGCAAGUCUUCAUACAGAUGUUAAUGAUAAUGAUCAUCGUAUGGUUGAUAUAUCAAAAUAUACAAUUGAUGAUUUAUCACGUUUAAAAAAUGAACUUGAAGAAGCACAAAAUCGUUUUGAUACUGCAGCUGUUAAUAAAAGUAAAUUAAAAAAAGAAUACGAAAGUUGUCAAACACGUUUACAAGCUGCCGUCAAUGUAACACAAAGUUUAUAUGAAAUGGAUUUAUUUGAUUUAAAAGAAUUCAAGCAAAGAGAUCAAUCGGCUCGACCGGAUGAUGAGAGUGUCUGUUUAUCCGAUUUGGAAGAUCAAUGGACAAAAUGGAUUGCUGAACAUUCAACACAUGAUCAAACUUUAACAAAUUGUAUAUUAGCAGCUGCUUAUAUGACUUAUUGUUCACCAUUUGAUGCAGAUUUAAGAAGAAUAUUAUGUCAAAAAUUUGUUUCAUUUUGUGAACAAUAUCAAAUUCCUCGAGAAGCUGAUUUAGUUUUUCAACCAAUACCAAUUGAUGCUGCACCGAAAACUUCUCUUGAUUUUUCUUAUACAUUAAAUAAUCAAUCAUUGGAUUCACCAGGAAAUACAGCACGUAAUAAUCGAGCAAAUUCAACACAAAUAACAACACUUGCAGAAUUUUUAUAUAAUCCAAUUGAAUUAAAAGAAUUUCAACUUCUUCGUCUGAUAGCAACAGAUAUAAUGACUGAAAAUGGAUGUAUUAUUAUGGCUGAUGCCGGUCUUCAUGCAUGGCCAUUAAUAUGUGAUGCGACAUGGUAUUCAAUUGAAUGGGUUCGUUUAUUUUUAAAAAAUAAAAAAUUGAUUGUUGUUAGAUAUCAUCAAUUACGUACUCAAUUAGAAACUGCAUUAUCUGAAGGACUUCAUCUUUUAUUAACAGAUUGUGAUACAAAUACUGUGAUGACAAAUGAAAAACUUGAAACAGUUAUAAGAAAUCAAGCUCGAUUUUUAUCUAGUGAAAAACCAUUUAAAUUACAAAUAGGUCAACAAGAAAUUGAAUGUAGUCCUAAAUUCAGACUAUAUAUGCAUACCAUUACUCAGCCAGUUUGUAUCCCGAAAGAAUUAGCAGCUUAUACAUUAACAUUAUGUUUUCAUGUGGCAUUAAAUGAUCUUGAAGAAAUAUUUUUAGGUCGAUUUAUGGCCAAAGAAAAGCCACAUAUUGAUGCUGAACAAUAUGCAUUAUUACAGGAAAAAGUUGAUACAUUGAAAAUAAUUGAUCCAUUACGACAGAAUAUAACAAAUUUUCUUGCAUCAGAUUCAUUAAAUUUAUUACAAAGUGUUGAACCAACAAAACAUUUAUCGGAUUUAAAAAAAGCUUAUGAUGAAGCUAUUGAAGGAUCUCAUCGAGUUGCAGUACAAGAAGAAAAUUUAUUUAAAACUCGUAACAGUUAUAGAAAAUUAGCUCAACGAGCAGCUACAAGUUAUAAUAUAAUGCAUUAUGUACGACAACUUUCAUCUGAAUAUGUUAUGCCACUUGAACAUUUUAUAGAUUUGUUUGAUUCAUGUAUUUUUCAAUCAGAAAAACAUUCAAUGGGUGCUGUAAUGACGGAAAUAACUAAAAAUGCAUUUAUAACAAUUUAUCGAACAUUAAAUGAUCGUGAUCGACGUGUUUUUGCGAUUUACUUUGCUAUGGAAAUCGAAUCAUUUAAUCGUCGUCAAAAUCAACAAUUAGAUUCAAAUAUUCCAACUGGUGAACGUGAAUUCAUUAUAUCACCAACAUGGGCCAUUGCAUUAUUACAAAAACGUGGAGCUCGUCUACCAAAUGAACAUCGUUUUUGGUCAUAUAAAAAACCAUUUGAUUGGAUGACAGAUGAAGCAUAUCAAAAUCUUCAGUAUUUAGCUAUAUUUUUUGAUUGGUUUUCUGAUGGAUUUGAACGUAUGGGAAAAGAAGGUCAAGAAGCUAAAUGGCGUCCAUUAUGUGAAGGUGAAACUGAAAAUUAUCCAUUACCAGCACCACUUGAACAACUUGAACCAAUACAAAAAUUUUGUAUUGUACGAGCUUUAAGAAGUGAUCGAUUACUUCAAGCAUCAACUGUUUAUGUUACAAAUGUUUUUCAUCAAGAUUCCAAUAAAACAAAAUAUUUAACACAAGAACAUAGUUCCAAUCAAACAGCAUCGUCAUCAUCACAAAAUCCAUCGACAUCUCGAUCAACAACAAUACCAGUAUCACCAACUCUUCAACAAGAUGCUGAUUUAUUAACACGUCAAAGUAGUCAACGAUCUGUUGUACUACUUUAUGAUGAUGAACCAGAUGAAGUUGUAAACUUUUUCUUAUAUUGUACAAAUUUAAUUCAAACAGAUUCAUCAAUAACAACACCAACAUUUCAACUUGUUAAUAUUUAUGGUAACGGUGCAAAUGAAGAACGAAUAUUAAAAAAAACUUUUAAUAAAGCAUUAACAAAUAAUACUUGGCUUUUAUUACAUUGUAUUCAUCAUAAUCCAUCAUUUUUAUCUUAUGUUGAAACAACACUAUGGGAACAUCGUUCAAAACGUACAUCAUCAACACCAUCAAUGCCACGUAUUUGGCUCAGUAUUCAACGUACAUAUUCAUUUCCAUCUUCACUUUAUAAUUUAUGUUUAAUUGCUUAUAUUCGUACACCAUUAUCAAUGAAAGAAGCAAUGGCACGAGCAUUUUCUUUAAUUGAUAAUGAUCUUCUUCGUCAUUCAAGUAAACCAGAAUGGAUACCAUUAUUACAUAAUCUAUGUUAUCUUCAUUGUGUACUUAAUCUUCGAACAAGAUUUGCUCAAGCUGGUUGGGAUUUACCAACAUUAACAUCAUUUACAAAUGUUGAAUUAACAUCAGCUUUUCAAGUAGCUGCUAGAGAAUUCGCUUUAAGUGAUCAAUCAAUUGUACGACUUGAAUCAGCUCAUACAAGUAGUGCUGUAUCCACUGAAGCAAAUAUUCGACCAUUAUCUUGGACAUCAAUGCGUUAUGCAUUAUCAGAAUUAAUUUAUGGGGCACGAGCAUUAAGUGAAUAUGAUCAACGUGCUAUUGCAAAUAUAGUAGAUUUUUGGAUUCAACCAGGAUCAAUUAAAAGAGAUUUUGAAUUUUCAAAAAUAAAAUAUAAAAUUCCAUCGAUAUUUUUUGGACAACAACCAAAAUUAAGUCAAUUACAGCAAGCACUUGAAUCACUAUCUAUUCAUCAACUUGAUGCACCUGAAGCAUGUCAUCUUCAUUCAACUAAUGAAACAAAUCUCGGUGAUGAUCUAUUAAUUAUAAAUCGUCUUAAUCGCAUUAUUGAUGCUUUACCAGCAAAUAUUUCUCUUAGUACAGCAGUUCAUCAACGACCAAGUACACCUGUUGAAGAUGUAACAAUUAAUACAUCGUUUUCAUCUUCAAAUGUAUGGUCGACUGCAUUCAGUUCGGCAGCACUUUACACAUUUUCAACAAAAAAAACAAUUGCCCUAGAGGAAUAUUCUGCUAUGAUAUUAGCUUCAAAACUACCCAAAGUAUUAACAAAGGAUCAAAUAUUGGAUCGUGCUCGUCGUAAUGGUACACCUAUUCAAAGUCCAUUCAAUGUAUGGAUUAUACGUGAAGCACAAUUAAUGACUGAUCUUGUAACUGUUAUUCGUACACAUUUACAAUCGAUCAAGGUUGCUUGUGAUUUGAAUCAAUUAGGCACACAAUGGUCAGCAGAAUUAGCUAAUGUAGCACAUGCUUUAUACUAUCAACGAAUACCUGAUGCUUGGCGUGAAAUGAUUGGCCCAAGUGCACCACCGCCAACUUGGGGUUUAAAUAACUUCUUUCCCGAUUUAAUUAUGCGAGCUGAACACAUUGAAAAAGUACUUACUAAAGGUCGUGAAAAACAUCCAGCUUAUAAUUUAUCUGCUUUUUUUCAUGCUUCGUCAUUAUUUGGUAUAUUUAAACAAGAAGUAGCACAUGCACUUAGCCUUUCUGAUGAUGUUAAUAAUGGUUCUCUUAUAUUUCAAUGUGAAUUAACACCACGUGAUCGCGAACAUAUUCGUGAACCACCCAAGGAUGGCCUAUUUAUAUAUGGUCUUUAUUUAUGGGGUUGUAGUUCGGAUAAAAAUGCUGUAGAACAUGGUAUUUCUGAUGCUCCAGCUAGAAAUCGUGAUGCAUAUUCCUCCUUACCUGUGAUUCAUUUAACAUGUGUUUCAGCAGAAAAAGGUGCUCAAUUAGUUUCACAACAACAACAAGGUGCUGACGCAACAAUUAAUAGUCGAGCGACGAUAUUGGAUAUUUAUUCAUGUCCUGUAUUUUAUAAACGUUUACCUGAACGACGUCCUACCGAAGUUGUUUGUGAAUUAGAUUUAUGGAAAAAGACAACUAAUGUUGGUCAAGCAUCACGAUGGGCAUGGCGAGGUGCUUGUAUGACUGUUAAACCUUAUUGA